AUGCCCGUUUGGGCCGUGGGUGUUGCAGGCCGCCGAAUGGGAUCUCUCGACCUCGAAGUGGCUUCUCUCGGCCUCGAAGCGGACUUCACCGUAGUUGGUCCAGCGAGGUUUGUGGCCGAGCUUCUUGUAUAUGCAAGUCCUGUUGACCUUCGCUCCAGCUCUUUGGGUUUGCCCUCCAUUGAGAUGCUGGCAGACCUCCCCCUGGUUUGGAUGGACGGUCUGGUCAUAGUUGUCGACGGUGGGUAUUUGUUGGUCGUAGCCAUCUUUUCCUUCCUCGCCAUCACCUCCUUCGUUGCCAUCGUCAUCGAUCUCGCCAGACGCCCAGGCAUGACCGGCGGUGCACCAGGAGCUCUGGCAUUGGCAUUGGUGGCCGUGUUCUUCAAGCUGUUCGUCGAGCUGCUGGAGCUAGAAGCAACCGAGACAGAUGAGACGCCGCCUCGGGCACCGUAUCUGGGCAGCCGACUUGGCGACGUACUUCGGGGCACCGACGCAUCUCGAGUGCUAGACGAUCUGGUCGGUAUCUGUGGGAUGCCCGUGUUUGAGCGCACCGAGCGCGAGCGAGGAAUUGACGACAUGGCGGUGAUGCUGGAGGUUGGGAAUUGGCGAGGAUGA
Molecule: messenger RNA, 612 nt
Organism: Trichoderma breve
Lineage: Eukaryota; Fungi; Ascomycota; Sordariomycetes; Hypocreales; Hypocreaceae
Exons: 1
Coding region: 1-612 (203 amino acids)
Source: RefSeq, a predicted model, not a curated record